UCCAGAUAGACGAGAUUACCGCGCACUUCCCGGCUGUGUAAAGGAUCCGAACCAUCCGUGUGGGAAUUUGUUCUUCUGCAUUUUGUGAAAGUGGUGAAAAUGAAGUGAAUAUGGUGGCACUGAGAAAGCGGAGGUUUAUUAAUAAUAAUAAUGCUGAUGAUAAUAAUGUCCACUUUGAUUUACUUGUGAAACUAACAGGACUACCGGGGGGUGAAGCCGCAGUGGUGUCGGCACUUUUCUUGAGGUGACCACGAAAGCCAUGAGGGCCUCAUCCUCACGCUUAUCCAGCUUUUCUUCCAGAGACUCUUUAUGGAGCCGGAUGCCGGACCACAUCUCCGUGUCCGAGUUCCUGUCGGAAACCACGGAGGAUUACAACUCCCCGACCACAUCGAGCUUCACCACCCGCUUACAGAGCUGCAGGAACACCGUCAGCGUGCUGGAGGAGGCGCUGGAUCAGGACCGAACGGCUCUACAGAAGGUGAAGAAGUCAGUCAAAGCAAUCUACAACUCGGGGCAAGAGCACGUGCAGAAUGAGGAGAAUUACGGACAGGCUCUGGACAAGUUCGGCAGUAACUUCAUGAGCCGGGACAGCUCGGACCUGGGGGCCGCCUUCAUCAAGUUCUCCAGUCUGGUGAAAGAGCUAGCAGCUCUGCUCAAAAACCUGCUCCAGAGCCUCAGCCACAAUGUGAUCUUCACCCUGGACUCUCUGCUUAAAGGCGACCUGAAAGGAGUGAAAGGGGAUCUCAAAAAACCCUUCGACAAAGCCUGGAAAGAUUACGAGGCAAAAUUUACAAAGAUUGAGAAGGAGAAGCGAGAGCACGCCAAACAGCACGGGAUGAUUCGCACAGAGAUCACUGGAGCCGAGAUCGCAGAGGAGAUGGAGAAAGAGCGCAGGAUCUUUCAGCUACAGAUGUGUGAAUACCUGAUCAAAGUGAAUGAGAUCAAGACGAAGAAGGGAGUGGACCUCCUUCAGAACCUCAUUAAGUAUUAUCAUGCACAAUGCAACUUUUUCCAGGACGGCCUGAAAACCGCUGACAAGAUGAAGCAAUAUAUUGAGAAGUUAGCUGCUGAUCUCUAUAACAUAAAGCAAACACAGGAUGAGGAGAAGAAGCAGCUAACUGCUCUCAGAGACCUUAUCAAAUCGUCCUUACAGCUGGACCAGAAGGAGGACUCCCAGAGCAAGCAGAGUGGAUACAGUAUGCAUCAACUUCAGGGCAAUAAGGAGUUUGGCAGUGAGAAGAAGGGCUAUCUGAUGAAGAAGAGUGAUGGGCUGAGGAAGGUGUGGCAGAGGAGGAAGUGUUCAGUGAAGGGUGGCAUCCUGACCAUUUCUCAUGCCACAUCCAACAGACAGCCAGUUAGACUUAACCUGCUUACCUGUCAGGUUAAACCAGGUGAGGAUAAGAAGUGCUUCGACCUGAUCUCCCAUAAUCGCACAUAUCAUUUCCAGGCAGAGGAUGAGCAGGAGUUUGUGAUCUGGAUCUCUGUGCUGACUAACAGUAAGGAGGAGGCUCUGAACAUGGCAUUCCGUGGCGAACAGAGUGCCGGGGAUGACAGUCUGGAGGAUCUGACCAAAGCGAUCAUCGAGGAUGUGCUACGCAUGCCUGGCAAUGAGGUGUGCUGCGACUGCGGAGCGCCAGAUCCUAAAUGGUUGUCCACUAACCUGGGCAUUCUGACCUGUAUCGAGUGUUCAGGGAUCCACAGAGAGAUGGGCGUCCAUAUUUCACGCAUACAGUCCAUGGAGCUGGAUAAACUAGGCACAUCGGAACUCUUGCUGGCCAAGAAUAUAGGAAACAGUAGUUUUAAUGAAAUCCUGGAAGGGAAUCUGUCGAGCUCCUCACCAAAGCCUCCGCCAUCCAGUGACAUGACUGAGAGGAAGGAGUACAUCAAUGCCAAGUAUGUAGAGCAUCGGUUUGCGCGGCGCACAGCGAGCACGGCCACGGCAAGGCAAGGUGACCUGUAUGAGGCAGUCAGGACUCGAGACUUGCUGGCGCUCGUGCAGCUCUACGCUGAUGGAGUGGAGCUACUGGAGCCAUUCCCUGAGGCAGGACAGGAUCCUGGCGAGACGGCUUUGCACUUCGCUGUACGGACUUCAGACCAGACCUCGCUGCCCUUGGUCGAUUUCCUCGUUCAGAACAGUGGCUCUCUGGACAGGCAGACGGAGAGCGGGAACACUGCGCUCCAUUACUGCUGUACCUAUGAGAAGCCAGAGUGCGUCAAACUCUUACUCAGGGGCAAGCCACUGAUCGAUAUAGUCAAUCAGAACGGGGAGACAGCCUUGGACAUCGCAAGGAGGUUAAAAAACACACAGUGUGAGGAACCUUUGGUGGAAGCAGCGGCUGGCAAGUUCAACCCUCACGUCCACGUGGAGUACGACUGGAACCUGCGGCUGGAGGAGAUUGACGAGAGCGAUGACGAUCUGGAUGAUAAGCAGCCGAGUCCGGUGAAGAAGGAGCGAUCGCCGCGACCGCAGAGCUUCUGCCACUCGUCCAGCGUGUCGCCUCAGGAGAAGCUCUCACUGCCUGGCUACUUGAGCCACAGGGACAAGCAGCGGCUCUCAUACAGUGCCUUCGCCAACCCCAUCUACGGCGCGUCCACGGAAACCCCUGCAUCGCCUGGCGCAGACACGCCCACUCUUGCAGCCAAGAGCAGUGCCAAAAUUGCUACGGCUCCCUCUACUGGCCCUCCCACCUCUCUCCCACUGGGUUCUCAGCCAUGUACAAGUGGCAGCUCCACUCUGUCUAAAAAGAGGGCUCCUCCACCACCUCCUGGAGGCCAUAAACGCACACUCUCAGACCCACCUAGCCCUGUCCUCCAGGCACCCCAGAGCAAAGGGAGUGAUUUAACACCGCCACCUGCAAACAGGACCUCGCCAGCUAACAAAUUUGAAGGAAUUCAGCAGCAGCAAAGCACUACGUCUAGUAAUACAAAAUCAACACUUGGUCCGCGAGUCUUACCCAAACUACCUCAAAAAGUGGCAUUAAGAAAAACUCCAGGCAUUGUCCCCUCAGUGGACAAACCCAACCAGGGCCCUGAGGUGCUGCAAAAACCUACCCAGGUGGUGGAUAUUCCAACUAGAGAUACCAUCACCAGACCCACAGAGCCUCCACCCAAAAUCCCACAGGCAGCUGAGAGGCCCCAGCCAGCUGAGAUUCCUCCCAAACCACACGUCCUGGAGCUUCCCCCUAAACCCCAGCUUUCGGAUCUUCCCCCAAAACCACAGCUGUCAGAAUUACCCCCCAAACCCCAACUGUCUGAUCUGCCUCCUAAACCCCAACUGAAGGAUCUGCCGCCUAAGCCACAGCUAUCAGAUCUUGCCCCAAAAGUUCCAGCAUCCACAGCUACAGAGACCCCACAGAAACAGCCAACACUAGAAGAGACAGCUCCAAAGGUGCAGGUUACAGAGGCUCAAACUCCAAGCCAACAUGGAGAGCUUUCACCCAGGCAGGCAAGUGAGGAUACCAAUGGUGCGCCAGCAGGUGUCGUAGAGAUGCCAGUCCCUCUGCCACGCAAAAUAAACACGGGGAAGAGCAAAAUCAAGAGGGUGAAGACCAUCUACGAUUGCCAAGCAGACAACGAUGAUGAGCUGACCUUUACUGAAGGAGAAGUGAUCAUCGUUACAGGAGAAGAAGACCAAGAGUGGUGGAUUGGACAUAUAGAAGGUCAGCCGGACAGGAAAGGGGUCUUCCCGAUGUCCUUUGUGCAGAUUUUAUCAGACUGACGUUGUGACUGGCAAGUGUGAGGCUGCUCCUCUAGUACAAGCUUUGCCCCAUUAGCCUCUCACCGGAAUUUGGACUCCGCCUCUCUGUAUAGCUGCUGUAACCCAAACAAAUGUCAAGAAUCCAAAAGGAAAAAAAAAUCAUAUCAAAUCCAGACUCUUGGAAACAUGAAGGAUGGACUGAAUACAGUGUGUGUUAACAAACUGAGUUAUCUUGCCUACCAGUAUUACCGUAGCCAUGGCGGCCCAGCAUGCUAACCUGGGUAUGCAGUAGCUAUCUUCGGAAUUUAGCACUUAACAUUUCUCAGUGUAUGCUGUAACGUUGUGUAUGUGUGCACAUAUGGAAUUAUAUGUAUGUCCAUAUUAAGUGUCUCUGUACAUAUAUAUGCACACAUGUAAGUGUAUAUUUAUGUACUUACGUUAUGUAGGAUGUAAGUGUGCAAAUGUAUGUUAAUCCCUGCUUGCUUCAGGAGCCAAACUGACUCCUAGACAUUUUAUCUCAGUGUUUUCAUUCAUCUCUCGAAUUCCUGGAAGGACUAACGGACAAAACGAGAGAAUUAAAUGAAGGUUUCACUGAAUAUACAAGUGUUGUCCUCAAGUAUAGUGGCACGAUAAACAGGGAUGAAAACUUUGAAUAGUUCGAAGCCUCUAAGCAUCUCAUCUUCUAUGCAUAUAAGGUUAAUCGAUCUAGGCUGGAUUGCUUGCUUGUCAAUAUAUGUCAUACUGAAAAGGAAAACAACAAACUGUAAUCACAUUUGUCUUCUAUCUACGUAUACAUUACCUUGUUAAAGACUCCUACUCUGGAGGUUGUUUACUCUUUAGUGCAGUCCAUGCCACUUGGCGACUGUCCAUGCAUCUCCUCGCUGGUAUUUAAUGCCAGAUCAGAUAUCGCAAAGCCCCUGGAACACAUCCUUGACCAUAGGAUCAUGAUUUAAAGCAGAUGGAUCUAAUUAAAGCAAUCCCCCAGGUCCUACCAUUCCCUUACAGUACAGAACGCACAUUGACCAGCAUUGGUAUUACAGGUUCAGGAUGCUCUACAUAGAAGUAGCUCUGUAACUGUGGAGUUUUGUUAGUAGGUUAUUUGUAUGUUUGGUUUUAUUUGAAUAUGAAUUCAGGGGUACAGAGCAACGAGUGACGGGCAGUAACACGGCUCCGAAUGAACUUACUGCUGCCUCUGACUUUUCCUCAACCAGGGAGACUUGAGCUUUUUUAGCUUUUUUUUGUGUGUUAACAGAAGGUCAUGUAUUAGCUAAUGCCUCCUAAUUUGUUUAUAGUAUUAGCCAUUUAUAGGGCUGCAGUGUGUCAGUAUGAAAAGGAAUCGAAUCCCUUUGAGUGAAGAGAAAAUAAAUGAAUAUUCAUUUAUUUUAGGAUGCAUUACAAACACUUUUGCUGUAACUGGGGUAAACCACGAUGCGAGAUUUCAGCACAAGCAAAAACAGCAGCGCUCCAUGAAGUAUCAAACCGAUGUGAAGCCUGUCGAACAGAGUUCCUGAUACACCAUUCCUGUAUUGUGUACAUUUAAACUCUCAGUGAGCCUGUUGUUGGACCAAAUGUGUGAAAUUCAUGUUUAGAUAGAACACAGUUCAUCUAGAGGUGCCAUCUUGGCUAGUCAGGAACUGGUAAUAGACUCUUGUCUGCUAAUAUUUGGAAGCAGUCAAAUGGCUAAUUUUACGAAGAACUGGAUCUGAUCCUUAUGUAAAAAAAAAAAAAAAUUAUAUAUAUAUAUUUAGGAUAGAUUUUACCACUCAUUUCUCAUUUGUUUGCGUCUGUGUUUUGCUGCACUGUACGUUUAGUCCCAAGACACUCUGAUAUCAAGUUUCAUUUAGAAAUAAAUAUUUUACGUUGAAACUA
Messenger RNA from Neoarius graeffei (lesser salmon catfish), 5566 nucleotides. RefSeq names its product ArfGAP with SH3 domain, ankyrin repeat and PH domain 1a (gene asap1a). Gene Ontology annotation, biological process: positive regulation of GTPase activity. The transcript is spliced from 30 exons. Bases 260 to 3718 code for a protein of 1152 amino acids. Gene Ontology annotation, molecular function: GTPase activator activity; protein binding. The record is from RefSeq and is a predicted model, not a curated record. Lineage: Eukaryota; Metazoa; Chordata; Actinopteri; Siluriformes; Ariidae. Gene Ontology annotation, cellular component: cytoplasm.